AUGUGGCCACAGCUGACACAGAGGAACCUCGGCGUAGGAACAAUCGAUCUUUUGCAGAAAUAUCUACAAGGGAUUCCGCAUCGUGUCAUCUUCGCAGUUUUCAUCGCAAUUUCUUACUCCCUGCGCCACAUCGGAGGAGUCCCACGAGUCCCUGGACUCCCUCCCCUACAGCCCCUUUCACCCGGCGAGCCGCUAAAAUUCCAGAAGGACAAGCGCAGUGUCUUGUUUCGCGGAGAGAGCAGACCCAAGAGGCUGAGCGGAUACUGCUUCUUUUUUCCUUGGCCAUAG
Molecule: messenger RNA, 288 nt
Organism: Akanthomyces muscarius
Lineage: Eukaryota; Fungi; Ascomycota; Sordariomycetes; Hypocreales; Cordycipitaceae
Exons: 5
Coding region: 1-288 (95 amino acids)
Source: RefSeq, a predicted model, not a curated record